Molecule: messenger RNA, 3461 nt
Organism: Mugil cephalus (flathead mullet)
Lineage: Eukaryota; Metazoa; Chordata; Actinopteri; Mugiliformes; Mugilidae
Gene: ttyh1
Product: tweety family member 1
Exons: 15
Coding region: 689-2461 (590 amino acids)
Cellular component (GO): smooth endoplasmic reticulum membrane; plasma membrane
Molecular function (GO): intracellularly calcium-gated chloride channel activity; volume-sensitive chloride channel activity
Source: RefSeq, a predicted model, not a curated record
UCCUGGUAAUCUGGUUCAGCCCGGUAGUCUGGACAGACGUUGGUUGGGUGGAUGGGAGCGUGCACGGAUGUUGGUGGGGGUCGGCAUUAGAAGUGCGCCUCUGCUAUGAAGCGAGUGAGGGGUUAGAUCCUGUUAAUCCGCGUUAACAGAUUAAUUAUCUUUGGCCAAUAUCGUGUCACUGCAGUGUUGUGAAGUUGCUUGGGCGCUAAGCUUCGGAGGGCUACAAUACAACGAUAAAGAGUCCCUUAGGGGUGUCUCCUCAAUCUUAAUCCCUCACUCUCUCUCCCUCUCUCUCUCUUUCCCUCUCUCUCUCUCUCUCUCUUACUCACUCGCGCUCACUGAGAGCUCCUCUCCCAUCCAUCAACACAAUCACCUUUCCACUGUCACCCGACAACCAGACAAUUAUUGGCCAUUCAAUAUUUAAAUAGUUUCUGUCACUAUUGGCCCAUUUCCCCCCCCUUCAUUUUUUUUUGACAUAUUUUUUUAUUUUAUUUUUUGGCAUGUCUCCAAGCCAUGUUUCCAGGAUGGUGAUUUUUCAAGAGCGUCACGCGCUGAUGGCUGGCAGUAUACCUCUCUGAGUGGGUAAAUAUUUCACGGGCGCCGGCAAAGAGCAGAGACAGCAGGAGAGAAGAAAACCUCCCACCACAGCCUCCAGAGGUUGGAGGAGGAGCCCGGGGGGCAGUAGAAAAUGGCUGCCAUGACAACGGUACCCAGCUAUACGCCCUCGCUAUGGGUGAGAGUGUGUCACGCCCUCCCCCGGCUGGACCUCACCAUGCAGAUGAGGGACAACACCUUUGUCCCCGACAGCUGGGAGUACCAGCAGACUUUGCUGGUUUUGUCCAGUUUGUCGGCCGUCGCUCUUGUCGUCUCCCUCCUGGUGGUCCUCUCCUUCCUCAUACACUACUGCUGCUGUCACCGUGGAGACCGGAGCGAGGGAUCAGAAGAAGAGGAGGAGGAUGAAGACGGCAGCACGGGUCACGGUUACAGCGGAAAGAAGGGGAGGGGCAUCUGCUGCGUCACGUGGGUGGCGGUGGCAGCUGUCACGCUGUGCUGUGUUGCCAUAGGCAUCGGUUUCUAUGGCAACAGCGAGGCUAAUGAUGGGAUGUAUCAGUUGACCUCGUCUCUUCUCACAGCCAAUUACACGCUAGCUUCAAUCGAUCUGCUGAUUUCAGACACAAUUACUGGCCUGCAGCUGUCCAUCACUGGCCCUCUGUCGUCCAUGGAGGAGCUGUUUACCGGCAGCAAACCCUUCUUGGUGUCGACGAGGAACUGCCGGAGGUUGUCAGAGAAUGUGAUCAACCUCCUCUCCUCCAUCUCCCUGGCUCGGUCCAGCGCUGACGCGGGGCUGGGGAACGACAGCAGCGUCAGCGGGGCGUCCAUCAUACCCCUGACCCCCGUACCUCCCUCCAUGGCUCCGACUGUGGUGCCUACUAGCGGCUUAAUGCCCAGCCCCUUCUCACCUGGCUGGGCGGCCAACACGCUGAUGGUCAACGAGGACUACAGGUGGCUGUCGUAUGUGCUGCUGCUGCUGCUUGACCUCAUAGUGUGUCUGUUCAUCUUGCUGGGACUGGCCAAACAGGCCCGCUGGCUCCUCAUCCUGAUGACCGUGCUGGCAUGGCUGGCUCUGUUCCUCAGCUGGGGCUCCCUGGGCCUGGAGACGGCCACUGUGGUGGCUCUCAGUGACUUCUGCACAGAUCCGAACGUCUUCGUCCUCAACUCCACCAACUUCAACACGGGGACCAGCUCAGACGUGUUGGAUUAUUAUCUGACCUGCAGCAGGCGCAUGAACAGUCCAUUCCAGCAGCUGCUGACCCAGUCGCAGAGGGCGCUCUCAAACAUCCACACACACCUCUCCAGUCUGGACAGAAACGCUCUCCCGCAGUUCCCCAAAGCUGAGAAAUCACUCAGGGAGGUUCAACAGAUCCUCAACUCCACAGAGGGCAACUUUCAUCAGCUGGUGGCACUACUGAACUGCCGGGGUCUGAAUAAGGACUACAUCGACUCGCUGAAAGGCCUGUGUUACGAUGGGAUGGAGGGAUUGCUCUACCUCUCCCUUUACUCUUUCCUCUCUGCUCUGGCCUUCACUGCCAUCCUCUGCUCUCUGCCUGGAGCCUGGAGGAGCUUCCCCAGCGAAUCAGAGGAGUACGAAGACUCGGACAGCGAGAGUGAGGACCCCUUCACCUCCCAUCAGGCACGUAGACAGACGGCCUCGGGGUCUCAGCGAGGGGCCAUGGCCCCCUUCUAUAAUUACCCGGGGGCCGGGUGGACACCCCCGUUUUCUAGCGCGCCGCCUCUUCCGACUCCAAACGUUUCCUCCAAUGGCAACCCUGGCUAUGAGAGCCUACCCUUGACUGACAGGCAGUCCCCACCCCCCUCUUACUCUCCCAGCAUGCUGACUGGUUACGGGGGAAGUCAAUCACACCCCAACCCCGCCCAUUCGAGGAACCUGUAUUCACGUUGAAUUUUAUUUUCUUUUUGUUAGAAAAUGUAUAGAAAAAAAAAACGUUUAGUUUUCAUAUGGAUGGACACUUUAAUGAAAUGAAGAAGAAACUAAUCUAAAUAAAAAUGAAUGCUAGGCGUGAAUUCAAAGUGCGUAACGUCAGUACCACUGAGUAUUACUAUUAAAAGCACUUAAAAGAAACGGUCCUAAAGGGGCUGCUAAUAUAAUCUAUGGUGAUGUUGCUGGUUGCGCAAAACCUACGAACCGAGGUCUAAAUUAUUCCCCCUCAUUCCCCUCUGUGUAAACUGUGAACAGUGGUGAGGCAAGUCAGAAUGGUAUUGACGUUACUACGUUGUAGUUUUAUAUUCUUAAUGUAUCCGUACCACCAAUUUUAUUUUCAAGUUUUUAUAUGGAUAUUGUUGUAGAAAAGCACUGGCACGUAGCAACAAGACACAUUUUUUUCUGUGAAUGGUUAUGCAGUUCCUUCACUUGGUAUAUAUAUAUUAUUUUUUAUUCAUACUUUUUAUAGGUGGCAAUUCUGUAUUUUCCUUGUAUUACCUUAUGGUAUUCUGUAUAUCUCACUGUCUAUAAUAUCUGAUUAAUCAUGAACCUUUGCUCUUAUAAAAAAAAAAAGAAAAAAUACUUGAGGGCUACCAAGACCCCGUUUUAAUGAUUGAAUGGAGAAUUACAACUGCCACUCAAAGCCACAAGAGUGGAGGACUACAAAUCCCAUGCAAUGACAGCAGGUACAUAGCAAUAUGAUUCUUGCUACUGGUGCUGCAGUAGCCCUACCGUAACUAGCAAUAAUAACUAUGUAUAGCAUUGGGUUUCUGAGAUCUUUCCGAGAUGUUUUGUGUAUAUAUGGUAUGGUUUGAGAUUUCAUUGAACUCCCCCCCUUCCUUACCAACUGACCUUGUUAACCCCCUUGAAUUGAGUUUGUAUGGUUAUCAAUGCUCCUUUUGAAUGGCAUCCUUUUACACUCAAGAGUCUAAUAUAAAUAAAAAUAACUUCAAUAACCCGA